CCGGGAGGGAAGAGUGUGGGUUGAUCGGUCUCCAUACCCUCCGAUUGCUCGAGUAGACGAGUAUAUAGUCACCUCACCCCCCGUCCCCAGCUUCAGGACCCUUUCUCUUGCUUCCUCAGGUUCUAUAUCCCCUCGAGAGCUCUUCUUGCAUCCCUCACCCCCGGCUAGUCCACCCCCGAAACCACCCCCCCACCAGCGAUUCUUCUGGAGUCCGCCAAUUCAGGAGGAAAAAAGAGUCGAUCUCAGCAAUGGCCGAUCUAGGGAACGAGAAGGAAGUGCCUGACGGCCUGACCAAGCAAGUCAGCAACCAGAAUGUGGUCGUGGUCGAGAACGUCGCGUUCGCGGACGCCGUGUCCAAGUCGAACGUGAGGCCCUUCUCGAAGCGUAUGCUGCAGUUGUACUGCUUCUGUUUCGUAGCCACCAUGAACUCGUGCAUCAACGGUUACGACGGCUCGCUCAUGGGCGCCAUCAAUGCCAUGAAGCCCUACCAGAGACAAUUCGGCAUGAUCACCACCGGAGAAUCCACCGGUUUCGUUUUCGCUAUCUACACUGUUGGAAAUAUCGUCGGUUCGUUCGUGGCUGGUCCUUUGACUGAUACCUGGGGACGACGAUGGGGAAUGUUCAUUGGAGCGGCAAUUAUCAUCAUUGGAACUUGUAUUCAGGCACCGGCAAACAACAUGGCUCAGUUUAAAGGAGGACGUUUCGUGUUGGGUUUUGGCGUCGCCAUGUCUGCCACCGCUGGUCCUAGUUACAUCGCCGAGAUCGCGCAUCCCGUCUACCGUGGUUUCCUUACCGGCAUGUACAACUCUUUCUGGUUCAUCGGAUCUAUUCCCGCAAGUUGGAUCACCUACGGAACUAACAUGCACUUCGACGACAACCGCGCAUGGCGCAUCCCUCUCUGGAUUCAGAUGAGUUUCUCGGGCGUCAUCGCCAUGAGCGUGUUCUUCCUUCCCGAAUCGCCCAGAUGGUUGAUGGCCAAUGACCGCCACGAGGAGGCCCUUGCUAUUCUCAUCAAAUACCACGGAGACGACGACCCCAACAACGCCAUCGUUAGGUUGUCGUACGGCGAAAUGCAGCAGUUGAUCUCCAAAGAGGGUUCCGAUAAGCGCUGGUGGGACUACAGUGACCUCGUCAAGACCCGUGCCGCCAGAUGGCGCUUGACCAUGGUCGUCGCAAUGUCUUUCUUCGGACAAUGGUCCGGUAACGCCGCUAUCUCGUACUUCUUGCCCGUCAUGUUGGAGCAGGCCGGAAUCACCAACGUCGACACUCAGCUCAUGCUUAACGGUGUCAUUGCCGUUCUGUCGUUCGUCGGUGCAGUCAUCGGUUCCACCCUGGUCGACAAGGUUGGACGCAGAAAGAUGUUGUUCACUGCUUCCUGCUUGUUCGUCAUGUGGUUCUCGAUCGUCGCUGCGCUCUCGGCCACCUACUCGGGCAGCGGAAACAAGGCUGGAUCCAACGCGACCAUCGCGAUGAUCUACCUCUUCGGCUUCACUUUCUCGGUCGCCUUCACGCCCUUCCAGGCUCUAUACCCCGUCGAAUGUCUCGACUUUGAGACGCGCGCCAAGGGCAUGGCCGUGUACAACUUCUGGGUCAACAUCGCGUCGUUCUUCAACCAGUACGCGACGCCCGUCGGCCUCGGCAACGUCAAGUGGAAGUUCUACUUCCUGUACAUCGCGUGGGACACGUUCCAGGCCGCCUUUAUCUACUUCUUCUUCGUCGAGACCAAGGACCGCACCCUCGAGGAGCUGAACGAGAUCUUUGAGGCGCCGUUCCCCAAGGCCGCGUCGCUGAAGAAGACGAAGGUCGCCAUCGUCGAGAACCAUGGUGUUACUGAUCUUCUCGGCGAUGUCGAGGCGAAGCUAUAAAUGAUUUUUCUUACCUUUUUCUGGUUUUCCUCGCAUUUGUUGGAGGAGAUUGGGAUAUUUCUUUUUUUAUUUUACUUUUACGCCAGUUGCUUGGAGGUGCGAAGGCCUGAUAUCAUCAGCGGGCUGCGGAUCUGGAGGCCGUUGGUGUGCGGAAUGAUGGGAUGUGGGCAUGUGGGGAUGUAUGUAGUGGGAUCAUGGAUGUAGUGGGGAUGUAGUGGAUGGCUACGGUCGUUGUAUGUACAGUUAAUGAUGGAAAACAAAGGGAUACCUGAUACUGAUACGAAGACGUUUG
This is a messenger RNA of Tricharina praecox, 2157 nucleotides long. RefSeq names its product general substrate transporter. The transcript is spliced from 6 exons. The record is from RefSeq and is a predicted model, not a curated record. Gene Ontology annotation, molecular function: carbohydrate:proton symporter activity. Gene Ontology annotation, cellular component: membrane. Lineage: Eukaryota; Fungi; Ascomycota; Pezizomycetes; Pezizales; Pyronemataceae. Gene Ontology annotation, biological process: carbohydrate transport; transmembrane transport. The coding region runs from base 249 to 1865 and encodes 538 amino acids.